AUGAGACGGAGACACGAGACGGAGACUCCAGACGGAGACACCAGACGGAGACACGAGACGGAGACACCAGACGGAGACACCAGACGGAGACACGAGACGGAGACACGAGACGGAGACACGAGACGGAGACACGAGACGGAGACACGAGACGGGAGACACGAGACGGAGACACCAGACGGAGACACCAGACGGAGACACCAGACGGAGACACGAGACGGAGACUCCAGACGGAGACACGAGACGGAGACACGAGACGGAGACACCAGACGGAGACACCAGACGGAGACACGAGACGGAGACACGAGACGGAGACUCCAGACGGAGACACCAGACGGAGACUCCAGACGGAGACUCCAGACGGAGACACGAGACGGAGACACCAGACGGAGACACCAGACGGAGACACGAGACGGAGACUCCAGACGGAGACACCAGACGGAGACUCCAGACGGAGACUCCAGACGGAGACACGAGACGGAGACACGAGACGGAGACACCAGACGGAGACACGAGACGGAGACACGAGACGGAGACACCAGACGGAGACACCAGACGGAGACUCCAGACGGAGACUCCAGACGGAGACACGAGACGGAGACACCAGACGGAGACACCAGACGGAGACACCAGACGGAGACACCAGACGGAGACACGAGACGGAGACUCCAGACGGGAGACACCAGACGGAGACUCCAGACGGAGACACCAGACGGAGACACCAGACGGAGACACCAGACGGAGACACCAGACGGAGACACGAGACGGAGACUCCAGACGGGAGACACACCAGACGGAGGACACCAGACGGAGACACCAGACGGAGACACCAGACGGAGACACCAGACGGAGACACCAGACGGAGACACCAGACGGAGACACCAGACGGAGACACGAGACGGAGACUCCAGACGGGAGACACCAGACGGAGACACCAGACGGAGACUCCAGACUUGA
Molecule: messenger RNA, 954 nt
Organism: Procambarus clarkii (red swamp crayfish)
Lineage: Eukaryota; Metazoa; Arthropoda; Malacostraca; Decapoda; Cambaridae
Product: protein starmaker-like
Source: RefSeq, a predicted model, not a curated record